AUGGAAUGGCCAAAAGUUAUGGAAAAAUGGGAACUAAUGGAAUGUGAGAUGAAACAAUAUGGACAUACACCUGACAUGGCAUUUAAGAUUAAAAUGUUAAUAUGUAUCAUCAUGUUACUUUCAAUAAUUGAACACUUGGCUUCUAUUUUAACGGGAUUAUUGAAAGCUAUAUAUUGCUCACCGGAUGGAAUAGGCAUUUUUCGAAUUUACAUUUUGACAUCACUCAAAACAGUUUUUACGUUUAUAGACUACUCGUUUGUAGUAGCUAUAACUUUGAAGUUUUUAGAUUUUUUGUAUUCUCUUUCUUGGAAUUUUAUGGAUUUAUUAAUAAUCAUACUAGCCUGUGCUUUGACGGACAAAUUCAAGCAGUUCAACCGAAAAUUAGCCAGCGUCAGGGGAAGAGUGCUUCCAAGUAUGUAUUGGCGGAAAUCUAGAGAAACAUAUAAUGUUUUAGCGUCGUUGACUCACGAUUUUGAUGAAUUUCUAUCUCCAGUGAUUUUAUUAUCAUUUGGUCAUAAUUUGUACUUUAUUUGCUUACAACUUCUCAACAGUUUGAAACCUAUGCACAGCUCUUGGGAGGCUCUAUGUUUCGCAUUUUUAUUUACAUACCUAGUUGGAAGAACAUGCUUGGUGUCUUUGUACGUCGCAUCCAUUAAUGAUCAAAGCAAAAAACCAAAAGCUGUCUUAUUCUCUGUGCCAGCAGAGUGUUAUGGAGUCGAGGUAAAAAGAUUUUUAAUGCAAGUGACGUCUGAUGAAUUAUCAUUUACUGGAUGUAAUUUUUUCUCCGUCACAAGGACGUUUAUGCUAACGGUUGCUGGAACUAUAGUCACGUACGAGAUCGUAUUAAUACAAUUUAACAAUGUGGCAAGCGGAGUACCUGAUCAAAAUAAUACUAUUACUAAUUAUUGUUAUUAA
Messenger RNA from Macrosiphum euphorbiae (potato aphid), 915 nucleotides. Lineage: Eukaryota; Metazoa; Arthropoda; Insecta; Hemiptera; Aphididae. The record is from the annotation of a GenBank genome assembly.